Molecule: messenger RNA, 2030 nt
Organism: Cucurbita maxima (winter squash)
Lineage: Eukaryota; Viridiplantae; Streptophyta; Magnoliopsida; Cucurbitales; Cucurbitaceae
Product: sulfite exporter TauE/SafE family protein 3
Exons: 13
Coding region: 324-1757 (477 amino acids)
Biological process (GO): protein ubiquitination
Cellular component (GO): membrane; Cul4A-RING E3 ubiquitin ligase complex
Source: RefSeq, a predicted model, not a curated record
UGCUAUUUUUUUUUUUCUUUAACCACUGACGUACACGGAUGCAUAAAACUUUUGUUCUAGCUGAUGGGCAUGUUUAUUUUCGCUUCGAAUUCCGAUUUUUUUUUAAUGUUUUAGGUUGAUUUGAUUUUGCACCGCUCGUAUCAAACAGAAUCUGUGAUGUUAGAUCAACGAGUGGAACGUUUAUCAUGUUCAAAUGGAUAGAGAUAAAUUAUCUGAGCAUUAAAUGAUUCGAUAUCAUUUCCUAUUUCGCAAGUGGUGGUCUCAGCGGAAUAGCGUUUUGGUUUUUGUAUCUCAGAGGGCGAAAGGAAGGUUUUGGAGUUUCAAUGGCGCGCGAAUUUGGAGGAAUAUGCGCGGGUUUUCGGUCAAUGGCGAUGACGAUGUUCAACUUUGCCAUAGCGUUGGCUAUGGUUUCCGCUGAGAGAAAAAUGAAGCUCGAAACGGCGAGGUUGGACGGAGAUGGAGGUUCCGAUGAUUUGAAUCUGAUCCGAGGAGCUUUGAAUUUCUUGUGGCAAUCGGACAGAACGGGGUAUCAUCACGUUUGGCCUGAAAUGGAAUUUGGGUGGCAGAUUGUAUUGGGUUCUGUUAUUGGAUUUCUGGGUGCUGCAUUUGGGAGUGUAGGAGGCGUUGGUGGUGGGGGAAUUUAUGUUCCUAUGCUUAGUCUAAUCAUUGGGUUCGAUCCGAAGUCAUCGACAGCUAUAUCAAAAUGUAUGAUUAUGGGAGCAUCAGUAUCAACCGUCUACUAUAAUCUUAAGCUAAGACAUCCAACACUUGAUCUUCCUAUCAUUGACUAUGAUUUGGUGCUGCUUAUCAUGCCUAUGCUCAUGCUGGGCAUCAGCAUUGGGGUAGUUUUCAAUGUCAUAUUUGCUGAUUGGAUGGUCACUGUCCUCCUCAUCGUUCUCUUCUUAGCUACAUCCACGAAAUCGUUUCUUAAGGGAGUUGAAACUUGGAAGAAAGAAACUAUAAUGAAAACGGAGGCUGCUAGGCGUGCUGAAUCAAAUGAUCUUCAAGCCAAUACAGCAUAUGCUCCUCUUCCUAGUGGCCCGAGCCAACGGCCCGAAUUGGACCUUGAUCGAGAGGUUCCAAUGCUGAAGAAUGUGUACUGGAAAGAAAUGGGACUUUUUGUAUUAGUUUGGGUUGCUUUCCUAGCGAUCCAAAUUAUCAAGAAGCAUUCACCCAAUUGUUCAUGGGAAUACUGGCUACUCAACUUACUGCAGAUGCCAAUUGCCUUUGGUGCAUCUGGCUAUGAGGCAGUUAGCUUGUACAAAGGACGGAGAAAAAUUGCUUCUCUGGGAAAUCAGAAGACUAACUUUCAAGUUUCCCAGCUUGUUCUAUAUUGCUUCUUGGGCAUAGUGGCCGGAGUUGUUGGCGGCCUUCUUGGCCUUGGUGGAGGAUUUAUAAUGGGACCCCUGUUUUUGGAGCUCGGCAUUCCCCCGCAGGUAUCGAGUGCUUCAGCAACCUUUGGAAUGACAUUCUCUUCGUCCAUGUCCGUUAUACAAUACUAUCUACUAAACCGUUUUCCCGUUCCUUAUGCUGUUUACUUCACCAUUGUGGCCGCAAUAGCUGCAUUUGUUGGACAACACGUAAUAAGAAAACUGAUCAACUUGAUUGGAAGAGCAUCCUUAAUUAUCUUCAUCUUGUCCUUCACAAUAUUCGUCAGUGCAAUUUCUCUAGGUGGCGUUGGAAUCUCGAAGACGAUUGGACAAAUUCAGCGUCACGAAUACAUGGGCUUCGAGAAUUUGUGCAAAUACGACGCAUAAGGUUUGGCCUUUCGGGAAAAAGUAAUAUGAUUUACUUAAUGUUUUCAGGUUCUUAUGAUUAUUUUGGAAUUUUAGUCUCUUAAAUUUGAUGGCUAAGAUGAUAAAUUUUAUUGAUUCGCAUCGAUUAUAGGAUUGUUUUAUGGGCUGAAGAGCCUAGACGUGUUUAGUAAAGCUCGAGAAAAGGUGAGCUUCACGUUUCUGUGCACUUGGGUGUGCUCGAAUGUAGAUUUUAUAUAUGGAAUUGUGGAAUUUAUUUAAUACGCUUUUAUUUGA